Messenger RNA from Linepithema humile (Argentine ant), 7970 nucleotides. It is a transcript of the gene cora, whose product is annotated as protein 4.1 homolog. Gene Ontology annotation, molecular function: structural molecule activity; actin binding. Lineage: Eukaryota; Metazoa; Arthropoda; Insecta; Hymenoptera; Formicidae. The record is from RefSeq and is a predicted model, not a curated record. Gene Ontology annotation, cellular component: plasma membrane; cytoskeleton.
AUCGAGGCCAGUGUGGGACAGUGCCGUAGCAGUAUUCACGGUGCAAUAACGUUACUGGGCGAUUUCAUUCGUCGUCUCGCGAUUAGGCGCGGCGGAACACACGAGAGUAGAGCGGGGGAGAGGAAGAAUCCGUUGCAGUGUCGUCGGGGCGGCGUCCGCGUUGCGUCGCUCUCGCGAAACACUGUUUCUCCGUCGCGCUCCCAAGGAACUAUUUGAAAAUGGCGCGGGCAAUAAGGGCCGUGGCCACCGCAUUCGGCGUCGUCUCGUGAUCCAGCGCAUCCCGGGAGUUGCUUCGUCGAUCGGAUCUGAACGAGAGUUGUUUACGUGAACACCGCGGUACAGUGGUGUAGUUGGUGCGCCCGUUUUUCGUUCGGGAGCGAGAACCGGCUGCUGAGGACCAAGCCCCAUCCCCUGUCGAUCGCCCGUGUCAUUGUUCGCCGUACGCGGCUUCCUCGGUGCGUCGCGUUGUAAGCCGCACUCGUAUUCCACAGAUUGCAUAGGAAUGAAUAAUCUUGGCAAGAUUGGAGUCUAACCGUCUUUUUAAACACCCACCGCUGUAUUGGUUCAAUUGGGUCAAUUAUGCGUCUUACUGCAGAGCACUAUUUUCGAAAGACGCAUCAUUCCGUACGUGGUUGUGGCUUUCUACGGUAAUCGAUGAGACGUUCGAGCUGCGCACACAUUUCGGCUCCAUUCGCGCUUCGCCGAUUGAAAAGAUCGUGAUUCCGAACGUCGCACAAAGCGGAAGAAGCAAUCUAUCCGUACAAAUAUAGAGCGAAAACAUGCCGGAGGAACAGAAAACGGUCGCUGCUCCGCCAGAAGCGACCGCGGAAAAUGGAACCGACACGAAUUCUCCGACAAAGAGCCCGGUUAACAAGGGAAAACUGGCUCUCGCCAAAAUCACCCUCCUCGAUGGCACUGUAAAGGAUUUCUACAUCGAUAGAAAGGCCAAGGGCCAAGAACUUCUCGACCUGAUUUGUCAAAGUAUGAAUUUGCUGGAGAAGGAUUACUUCGGUCUUAUCUACGAAGACAGACACGAUCCGCGCAAUUGGUUGGAUCUUUACAAAAGGGUCACAAAAUUUGUAAAAACCGAGCCGUGGAAGUUUAAUUUCGAGGUGAAAUUCUAUCCGCCGGAUCCGGCGCAAUUACAGGAAGACAUCACUCGUUAUCAGCUGUGCUUGCAAAUCAGAAACGACAUCAUUACAGGGCGCUUGCUUUGCUCCUUCGUGACACACGCGCUCUUGGGCUCUUAUCUAGUUCAAUCAGAAGUCGGAGAUUACGAUCCUGAAGAGCAUGGAAGGACCUAUUUAAAGGAUUUUAAAUUCGCACCCAACCAAACGCCCGAAUUAGUCGAGAAAGUGAUGGACCUCCACAAAACGCACAAAGGUCAAACACCAGCCGAAGCCGAACUGCAUUAUCUGGAAAAUGCAAAGAAGCUAGCUAUGUACGGUGUGGAUCUUCAUCCAGCCAAGGAUUCGGAAGGCGUUGAUAUAAUGUUGGGCGUAUGCGCUUCGGGUCUUCUUGUUUAUAGGGAUCGUUUAAGAAUUAAUAGAUUCGCCUGGCCAAAGAUAUUAAAGAUAUCUUACAAGAGACAUAAUUUCUACAUUAAAAUCAGACCGGGUGACUUCGAACAGUUCGAGUCCACAAUUGGAUUCAAAUUGGCAAAUCACAGAGCAGCGAAAAAGCUGUGGAAAGUUUGCGUGGAGCAUCAUACUUUCUUCAGGCUUAUGAGUCCGGAGCCUGUGAAGAAAGUGGGAUUGAUUCCGCAUCUGGGAUCCCGUUUUCGAUAUUCUGGAAGAACUCAUUACGAAACGAAAAAGACUCCUAUCGAUAGACAACCUCCGCAAUUCGAGAGAUCUUUGAGUGGCCGACGACUCGCGUCCAGAAGCAUGGAUGCAUUAGGUGGACCCAAGCCAGUGGAAACGUACGGUUCCGAGCCAAGCAAACGGCAUACCAUGAGCUACGAGCCUGAAAUGCUUCCUGACGAUAUAGAGCACAUAGACCGACGGCCUAGCCCGAUCAAGAAGCAAAAGGAGAAGCUCACACGAAAAACAAGUGCUGGAACAACAUCAGCUAGCAGCACCAGUAGCCUGGAAGGAGAAUAUGACGCAGAUCGUGGGAGAAAGAAACCGGUCGGAGGAAUCGCUGUCCUACCGCCCGGUGGUCUAUCAAAGAAGAAGAAGGAUAAACAGAAUGAGAACGAAAAAGAAAAUCACAAUGAUUUAAAUAAUUCUGAUCUGAUUAAUGACAAUGCUCGUCUCGACAAAAUCGACGACAAACCGUUGUCUAAAAAAGAAUUGAAAAAGAAGGACAAAGAGACCCCCGAAAAAACGGAUAAAGAAAAGAAGGAAAGAAUCAAGAGUCCCGUCGGCGCUUUCCUGUUUGCUAAGAAGGAUAAGGAUAAGGAUAAGAAACAGAAAAAGAAUAAAGAGCUCGACGAAUCUGUGGAAAAGAGCGAUGUCGAGUCGAAUCUUUCGACGUUGGAGAAGCAAGAGAAAGACGCCGAUAAAAAGGCAGACGCGGAAAAGAUAGUGCAGGACCCGACGAAAUCCCCUCAGCUUCCUGGUUACACGAAACCUUACGAUUACGAAGAAACGGAGGCCACGAAAAAGCCGUUCACCCCGCACGGCUUCACGUACGAAGAUAGACCCGCGUCGCCGGGAGUGCAGGAUCAAGCAUCGCCGACUAGUCGAAAAGCUACGGGAUUGGCGUUCAACUAUGCGCCGGGAGAGGAGAAAAAGGUGGCGGAAUCGGCGGAAAAGAGGAAAACGAAAGAGGCGGACAAACUGGCGCCGGGAUUGAAGACACCCGGGCUGAAUUAUGUGGAAUCGGCCGGCCUGAAGGAGCAGCAGAAGAACGCCGCGAAGCCAAGCACCGAGAAGGAUCACGCGACGGCUUUGAUCGCCGGUGAGCGUGAACACGAUGUCGUCACUCGGCCAACGGUGCCGCCGCCGCCGGAACCCAAGGCGGACCGUCACAUUCUGCCCCUUCCCGAUCGCUCGAGGGUCAUCGGCGGCGUGAUCUACGCCAAGGAGGGAAGGCCGUUGGACCAGAGCCAUCUCGGACCGGACAACGGCAAGGUGAUAGACGGCAAGGUUUGCGGAAAGGACAACAGUCCGCUGAAGAAAGGUGAAUUCGGGCCGCACGGACUUCACAUCAGUAACGGCCUGAUCACGGGAAAGGAUAACAAGCCCGUCGAGCAGGAGAUUCUGGGCACGGAUAGGAAUUCCAUAAAGAACGGAGUUAUUUAUUCUUCCAGUGGCGAAGCGGUGAAACAGUCCUUCCUCGGGCCGGAUCAUGCGGUGAUCAAGGAGGGAAGAGUGCUGAAGGGCGGCAAACCGGUGCAACAUUGUCAAUUAGGCGCGGACGGUACGUACGUUAAGGAGGGUCUCAUAUUCACGGCGGGCCACAAGCCGCUGACUCAGGGAUCGUACAACACGGACGGAAACUACAUAGUCGCCGGUAUAGUGUGCAACGAAGAGGGCAGGCCCUUGAAUCAAAUUGCGGUUGUGCCCGAUGAGACGUUCAUCUGCGACGGCUUGAUUCACGGACGGGACGGGAAACCGCUCGGCACCGGAAAAUUAGGCGUCGACGGCCAUUACGUCGCGGAGGGUAAGAUUUAUUCCAAGGACGGCAAACCGAUCAGAAGCGAGUCCUUCAGCUCCGACGGAUCCGUCGUGAAGGACGGCAUCGUUUACUCGAAAGACGGGAAAUUCUUGACUCAAGGAUCCCUGCUGCCGUCCGGUGCUCACUUGAAGGAUGGAAAAGUCGUCGGAAAGGACGGCAAGCCGAUUAAGCACACAUUUUAUAAAUCGGACGGCAGCUUCGUGAAGGACGGCGUGAUAUACGCAAAGGACGGCAGACCACUGAGUCAAAUUCCAUUGAUAGCAGAUGGCAAUUCCAUCAGAGACGGAUUGGUGCACGACAGAAACAACAAGCCGCUGAUUCAGAGUCUCUUCAAGCCCGACGAUCUUACAAUCAGAGACGGCAUUUUGCGCAACGCGGACGGCACGGCGCUGUCGAAUGCCGUUCUCGGCGCGGACAGAUUAACGAUAAAGGACGGCGCUGUUCUAAGCAAAGACGGCAAACCGGUGAAGCAGGAGUCGUUCGGUUCGAACGGCAGUUACAUAAAGAAGGGUGUCGUUUACGCGAAGAACGGAAAGCCGCUCAAUCAGGAUUCGUUGGUGCCCGAAGGCGCGGCCAUUAGAGACGGCAAAGUGUACAGCAGGGACGGCAAGCCGCUCAAGUUCUCGUUCUUCAAACCCGACGGCAGUUACGUGAAGGACGGUCUGAUUUUCGGCAGCGAUGGUAAACCGCUCAACUUGCACGCGGCCCUGCCGGAAGACAGCUUCAUCGCCAACGGCGUGAUAUUCGACUAUCUGGGGAAACCCUUGAGCAGAGAAACAUUCGGCUCCGACGGCUCGUACGUCGCCGGUGGAUUGGUUCACGGGAAGGACGGCAGGAUCGUGGCGCAAGGUGUGUUCGGUCCGGACGGCAACACGAUUCGCAACGGCGCCGUCAUCGGCCGGGACGGCAAGCCGUUGACGCAGGACGACAAAGGCCCGGACAAUCUGGCGGUGAGCAACGGCAAGAUCGUGGACAGCCACGGGAAUCCGAGGAAUCUACCGUCGUUAAUACCCGACGGUUGUUACAUACAAGACGGAGUGGUGUACGACAAGAACGGGCAGCUGUUGAAGCAAGGCGCGUUCAAACCGGACGGAUGUUACAUCCGUGACGGCCUCGUCCACGGCUGGGGCGGUCAACUGCUGAACGUGGGUUCCGAAUUGCCCGGCGGCAGCUACAUCGAGGAAGGUAGGAUAUACGGCAAGGACGGCAAACCCUUGAAUCACACCGCGUUCGGUACCGAGGGCAGCUUCAUCGAGAACGGCAUUGUUUACGGGAGGGACAAGGCGCCGCUCGGCCACGGCACACUUGGCAACGACGGCAGUUACAUACAAAACGGCCUGCUGUACGGGCCGAACGGGAAGCCGCUGAGCAAGAGGCAAACUAUAAUCACGGUCACGCUCGUUCGUUACGGCUUGGUGUGCGACAACGACGGCAAGCCGCUGAAGUUUGGCAAUUUCGACGAUGAGGGCAGCGUGAUCAGAAACGGCAGGAUCUACAAUCCCACCGGUGGAUAUCUGAAUCAAGAUGCUUACGGUCAGGACGGCAGUUUCAUCAAAGACGGCUUGAUUCACGGACGCAACGGGAAGCCCCUCUCGCAGGGCGCUCUGCCGGCGGAAGGUAGUUUCGUCAAGAGCGGCAAGAUUUACGACGCAGGCGGCCAGCCGUUAACUCAGGAAGCAUUCGGGCCGGAAGGUCUGAAGGUCAUACAGGGAGUCGUGGUGGACAAAACCGGCAAGCCGGUGAAGCAGGCGGACUUCGACGGCGAAGGGAACGUCGUCAAGGACGGAAUAAUUUGCGCGGCCACCGGCAAACCGCUCGACAAACACUUCACCACCGUCACGAUCACGAUGGUGCGUAAAGGAUUGGUGUGCGACAAGGACGGCAAGCCUAUCGCCCGUGCGCCGUUCGGCACCGACGGUGGCUACGUUAAAGACGGCAAGAUACACGACAAGUUCGGAAAGCUGUACAAUCAGGAACUGUUCGGCGAGGAUGGAUCGUACGUGAAGAACGGCGUGAUACUCCAGAACAACGGCCAGCCGGCGGACAGCACGACGAUUCUCAAGGACCUGCAAGAACCGCCGAAGUCCGUCUCCACGAAGCUGAAGAAACCCGCGAUCCCGGCUACGAUACCCACAAUCGUGAAAACGACGACUAAACAAUCGGUGGUGAAGGAUCAGGAAGGCGUGACGCAAAAUAUCCAGGAGAAGAUCGAAGAUCUGACACCAGGUGGCACGGGUCAGGUUACAGUCUCUACUCACGUGAACAAGGCGGAGGCACCGGAUGAUGGUAGAACUCCAUACAUAUCGGCGACAGCUGUCACCACUCGUACCGCCACGAUGCAUGAGGAUCUUGAAAAGAAUCAAAAGACCAGUCAGGUAGAAGAAAAGACUGUAGCGCAUACAACUGCAACUAGUGCAACGAGGCAAGAGCAACGAGUAGUGACGCAAGAGGUUCGAACCACGAGUCACGUGCUUUCCGGCGAACAGCUGUUCUCACGAAGAUUAAGUACGUCGAGCUCGAGCAGUGGAGAUUCAGGCACGCCGAUUGAUCUUGAUGAUGAUCAGCAAGCUUUCUACAAUCAAUAUUAUCAGGGAGAUCCGGCUGUGAUCUUAACUGAGAAGCACGUUUACGCGGGCGAACCAGACAGCAACGUGACAACGACAACUACGGUACCUGUAGUGGCGACGGAGACGAGGAAAGUAGCUCUAGAGAGCGAAGACGGUAACUAUAGCGCCUCGGGAGAGAUAGUCAGCACGCAGACCAUAUCCAGUAAAACUCGUACUGUUGAAACCAUCACGUAUAAAACGGAGAAGGACGGCGUGGUUGAGACGCGGGUAGAGCAGAAGAUCACGAUACAAUCGGAUGGCGAUCCAAUUGAUCACGAUCGGGCUUUAGCGGAAGCAAUACAGGAAGCUACUGCUAUGAAUCCUGACAUGACAGUAGAAAAGAUAGAAAUACAGCAGCAGACGACGCAGUAAUUAUUUAAAAGCUAUUCAUCAUACAUGCAUACGAAAAGGGGCACUCUUGGUCUAUAAACGGCACGAACAAUUUGUAAUCUUUAGAGGUUAGAGAAAGGUAAAUUGGUAUUUACAUAAAUUCGUAUUAUAUAUCGCACGCAUUGCCGAAUGCGUCAUAAAAAGAAACCAGACUGAAAUAUGCUAUAAAAGAUAUGUCGAUAAAUCUUUAAAUAAUCUAUAAAGUUAAUAUAAAAAGCAAGAGAGGAACAAUAUUAAGCUAUAUAUCUUUUUGUUUAAAAAAAAAAAAGGGGUCUGAAAGAAAAAUUUCUGCUUACAACUUGCCCAAAUGAUUCGAGCUUAAACUCGGUUCAAAAUCGAGUUUUUGGUAGUUGGAAAAGAAUGAGAAUAUUGAUGAAAAAAUUUUUAAUGAAGAGAAUGGUACCUCGUACUAUUUAACUACAGUGUUCAUAUUAAAAUAACUAAGAAAGUGUAUUUAUAUGCACGAGAGCAUAAAUAAAUCUUAUAUAUAAUGUAUACAUAGCUAUGUAUGUAUGUAAACAAAUGAAUAAGCUAUUUAUACAUAUAGUUAUGGCGAUAACUAUAGUUAUAAAAGACGGGGUGCCCUGCAACUUAAGAUUUUGAUAACGAGCAUUUCAUAAUGAUAAACACGAAUAUAACUACAAUCACAUACAUAAAAGGUUCUAUAUGAUGCGAUAAUUACAUAAAAUUUUGCAAUGUCGAAAUCCUUGUAGAGUCAAUGAAUCCUAUUGAAAGCAUGUUCCCUCCGAGUUAACUAAAUUUCUCCACCGUUCUCGAAAGAAAAUGUCAUUACUUUCUCUCUUUCAUCUUUGAGUAUAAUAGAUUGCAGACUGUUAAGUAAAAUAUUCUGAUUCACAAUGUUCAUAUAAAGAACCGCACGCACAUAAAGACAGCACGCAUGUCCAAAAUCGAGACAUAAGACAUCUUAAAGACAUCAUUAAGACGUCUUUUAAAUAACGUGUCUAAAAGGCGUCUUAAUGACGUCUUUUAGAUAACGUGUCUAAAAGGCGUCUUAAUGACGUCUUUAAGCCGUCUUAUGUCUCGAUUUUGGACAUGCGUGCUGUCUGGGAAGCGAGUAAUGUAUGUUGUUAUGGAUUUUAUUAAUAUUGAUUUCGCGAAAAGACUUAUCAAAGAUGAAUCGAUAGAAAGUAAUUUUAUAUAAUAGUUAAACAAGAUAUCUCUCUAUAUACGUACUGUCUGUUGUAAUGCUUCAACGCAAUAAGAUAAGCUUUUCGGCAAAAUUAUAUGUAUAGUUUGACUAUCUGUGAAUUGAUAUCGACAAAUGGUUAUUACAUAACAUUGUGUAACAGAAAUCCGGAUCGUCUGAAUAUUAAAUACUAUAUACACAUA